This is a messenger RNA of Sporisorium graminicola, 990 nucleotides long. RefSeq lists its product as uncharacterized. The record is from RefSeq and is a predicted model, not a curated record. Bases 1 to 990 code for a protein of 329 amino acids. NCBI's taxonomy places the organism in Eukaryota, Fungi, Basidiomycota, Ustilaginomycetes, Ustilaginales, Ustilaginaceae. The transcript has a single exon.
AUGAGCGCCUCCUACAAGUACCGCCUACUCUACUCGCAGGGAGGCAAGCCGUUCAUGAAGGGCGAAGAUCUGUACGACGAGCUCGAAACGAACGGCAUCCCCUCCGGCGGCGUCCGAUGGCAAUUCUCCACGCGCUUCCGCCCUUCCAAGUCGGGCUUCCGCGAUGUCUUACUCGAGAGCAUCCUCGACAUGUGCCAGAAGCACAAGCUCACCCCUCUCGAGAUCCGACACCCGUUGACGCAAGGCGGACGCAGCUUCGUCGACGUCAUCUUUGCCAAAGGCGAAGACGUGCUCAAGGUGUAUGAGUACGAGAUCGCCUUUGACUUUUACGGCUCCAAGCCCGAGCUGGUCAACCGCGCCAUUCCCGUUCGCAAACACAUAGCCUUGUGCAUUCAGACCCUGCCAGCCUUGACCAAUCUGGCGGCCGUGCUUGCUGCGGUGAGAGCCAAUGUGAGGAUCCGCGAGGCUGGGAGCAUUGUCGAUGUAUGGGCGCUGCACUGUGCUGACUCGGGAGUUUUCAAGGGCAAAGUGCUGGUGCUUCUCGAGCUGACCACGCAGAACGACGUCGUGCAUCUCAAGGCCCGCGCCUCGAUCCCCGGAUGGUUCGUCUUUGAUGGCGUUGCCUACCUGGUUCGCUUUCCCGAACGACCCUUUUGGUGCUUCCAAUGCCGGUACGAUGAACGUGGAUCCUUCCACAGCAUGCACACAUGCCCGCAUUAUCCGUGCAGCGUGUGCAAAAAGAAGGGCCAUGCUGCAGUCAAUUGUGCUAAGCGUCGGGCGCAGAUUGCGAAGAAGAAGCGAGCUGAUGCUUCCAGCGACGACAACGACGACGACGACGACGACGAACGCCCCAGAGCGACUUCGGAGGUCGGCGCAUCGAUGGAGCGACGAUUCGCCUGGCUUGGCAUCCGAGGUGACAGCGUCGAGGCCGAAGAGCUUGCUCGUGACUUCGGUGUGCUGGCCCUGUCCGAAAGCGAUAUCGGUAAGUAG